AUGGUUUUCAGCCUCUUCUGCUCUAAGCUCACUGAAUGCCAGCUUCCUACUGAGCACCACAACAAGGUGAAUUGUUCGAGAAAGCGGGUCGCUCCCGAGCCAGGAGUUUUGGACGAGGCCCGAUCUGGAUCGUGGGGCCCCUGGGGUCCGUGGGGCGAGUGUUCACGCUCGUGUGGCGGAGGGGUACAGGAGCAGAGCCGGCCGUGUCUCCCGACCUACAGCCCUCCGGCCACGACGUUUACCCCCAGAUACGGUCCUCACACGGGACAUGAAGAUCUACCUCACGUGAUCUCGGCUCUGAAGCCGUCCGUGCCGCUGUAUCACGGGAAUAACGGUCAACCGCCUGACGCUCAAGGGUCACUCAAUUUCAGCCAUGGAGAGCAGAGAAAGAAGCAGAACGGAACGCGGCCCGGACGACGGCGAGGCAGCGGUCGGAUCAGCCCCGGGAUGUACGGUUACGGUAAGAUGCCGUAUGUGGUCUCCUCACACAAAGACCAGACGCCAACUCAGCACAACCAGCGACGGUCCCGCUCUCCAUCCGACUACAGGAAGAACGGUUCCAGGCAGCGGCAGCAGAAGUCCAGAAAUAAUCAACAAAUUAUUCCUCAGAAUACCCAGUAUGGUACCAGCCAGCCGCCAGCCUGGGUGUCUGUUCACCAGUCCGGCUCAGGAAUCCAGUCUCAGCAGGAGCCACAACGUCCUGGGACACUGGUGUCAGGUUUAAACCCAGUAUGGGAUCAGAACCUGCUGCCGGCGUCAUCAUGCGCUGGAGCCGUCAGCCAGUACAAGAUGUGCAACACCGGUCCGUGUCCCCCGUCCAGUAGGCACAUCAGAGACGUCCAGUGUUCCUCCUAUAACAAUCACCCCUUCAUGGGACAACUCUAUCAAUGGGAAGCUUUUAAUGAAGUUCCGGUGGAGCAGCUCUGCCAGCUGAACUGCCGGGCCAUCGGUUAUCGUUUCUACGUCCUCAAGUCAGAUCGGGUCAUCGACGGGACCCCAUGUGGACAGAACGAGACGGCGAUCUGCGUGGCUGGAAAGUGUGAGAGUCCAGGCUGUGAUGAGCUGCUAGGUUCGAUGAAGGUGCUGGAUAAAUGUGGUGUGUGCGGUGGGGACAACACGGCCUGUCGGCUGGUUUCUGGUCUCUUCCAUCACAGCCUGUCCAAAGUGGGUUACCACAAGAUCGUGGAGAUCCCAGAGGGAGCCAUCAAAAUCAACGUCACUGAAAUGGUCAAGAGCCAGAACUACCUCGCUUUACGGAGUCGUUCUGGACACUCCAUCAUCAAUGGAAACUGGGCUAUUGACCGGCCAGGAAAAUAUGAGGGAGGAGGGACCAUGUUCACGUACCGGCGGCCCAAUGAGAUUAGCAGUACGGCCGGGGAAUCCUUUCUUGCAGAGGGGCCGACAAAUGAGGUCCUGGACGUUUAUAUGAUCUACCAGCAGCCCAAUCCUGGAGUGCACUACGAAUACAUCCUCCCAUCAGAGAACUCCAUCAACACCAACACCAACACACAAGAGGGUAACACAGUGAAUCAUGGGACUGUUCAUGAUCACUACGGGAGAGGGACGUCUCAGGAAGGACAUGACCGGACGACUGGGCACCGAACGCCACCCCACGUCACUGAAAACCAGGUACCACCCCGCCGGCCCCGGGAGUACAACUGGAAACUCACGGGCACCACUGACUGCAGCGCCUCCUGUGGCAGAGGUAUCAGGUACACUGUGUUCGGGUGUGUGCAUCGAGUUACCCACGAACGUGUAUCAGACAGUCUGUGUGAUGUCAGUACUAAACCCAGCGCACAGGAGGAACCCUGCAACGUCCAGCCGUGUCCUGCAUUUUGGGAUAUCGGCGAGUGGUCGGAGUGCAGUAAGACCUGUGGCCUUGGCGUGCAGCACCGACAGAUCCUUUGCCGCCAGUUUUACGCCAACCGGACUCUUACCGUACCCGCAAAACGCUGCGAGCAUCUAGAUCGGCCCGAGAGCAGCAGCACGUGCCAGCUGAAGAUCUGCAGCGAGUGGCAGAUCCGCUCCGAUUGGAGCUCUUGCUCUAUGCCCUGUGGAGUGGGACAGAGGACACGAGAGGUGCACUGUGUCAGUAAUGUGGGGGACGUUGUGGAAGAUGAGGAAUGUAACGUGAAGCUUCGGCCCAUUAACAUGGAGAACUGUGACAUGGGACCCUGUGCAAAGAGCUGGUUCUACACUGACUGGGCAGACCGGUGUUCUGCAGAGUGUGGUUUCGGAGUGCGCAGUCGCAGUGUGGUGUGUCUCUCUAACCUGGUGAGCAGUGUGCCUCUGGAAGGCUGUGGAUCAGAGCGCCCCCCUCAGACUCAAGCGUGUAAUAAUGGUCACUGUGAGAGCCGCACUGAGUGGUUCAACGGGCCGUGGGGACAGUGCUCGGCGGAGUGCGGUGUGGGGAGCCAGCAGAGGACGGUGGUGUGUAUGAUGAAAUCUGAUGAUGGCUACACGGUGAUGCCGCCUUAUGAAUGUUCAUCUCUGGAUAAACCGCUGAGCCAGCAGGUCUGCAACAUGAAGCCCUGCGGAGCCAAGUGGUUCUACACUGACUGGAGUGCAUGUUCAAAGACGUGUGAGGGGGGGUUCCGUGUUCGGGAGGUGCGCUGUCUCUCAGACCAGAUGACUCCGAGUGAGGGAUGUGGAGAACGACUGAAACCAAAGGAUAAAGAGGAGUGUAACCUGGAGCCCUGCCUUCCACACAUCGACGAGAAGUGUCACGACAAAUACUUCAACUGCAACGUGGUGGUCCAGGCCCGACUGUGCGUGUACGAUUACUAUAAGAAGGCCUGCUGUGCAUCGUGUGCCCGUGUGGCGCAGCGGCAGUCGCCACACAGGAACUACAGAUAG
Trichomycterus rosablanca is the source of this 2856-nucleotide messenger RNA. Its product is annotated as thrombospondin type-1 domain-containing protein 4-like. NCBI's taxonomy places the organism in Eukaryota, Metazoa, Chordata, Actinopteri, Siluriformes, Trichomycteridae. The record is from RefSeq and is a predicted model, not a curated record. Gene Ontology annotation, cellular component: extracellular matrix. Gene Ontology annotation, molecular function: metalloendopeptidase activity. Bases 1 to 2856 code for a protein of 951 amino acids. Gene Ontology annotation, biological process: proteolysis; extracellular matrix organization. The transcript is spliced from 17 exons.